This is a messenger RNA of Thunnus maccoyii (southern bluefin tuna), 2718 nucleotides long. RefSeq names its product odorant receptor 131-2-like. Gene Ontology annotation, cellular component: membrane. The transcript is spliced from 2 exons. Bases 782 to 1714 code for a protein of 310 amino acids. Gene Ontology annotation, molecular function: G protein-coupled receptor activity. Gene Ontology annotation, biological process: G protein-coupled receptor signaling pathway. Lineage: Eukaryota; Metazoa; Chordata; Actinopteri; Scombriformes; Scombridae. The record is from RefSeq and is a predicted model, not a curated record.
GUAGAGUUUGUUUUAUAUCUAUUCACUCAAGCAUUUGUUGGUCUUAUUUUGAACUUCAUAAGAAGAAAACUGUAUUUAAAGAAGCAAAUCAGAUUUUUUCUGUUUACUUUUACAUAAAUGAUAUAUCGCUCAUUAGUUAAGUGUUAAAAAACCAUGUUAUUAACUUUGCAAAACAUUUAAUACCCAUGCAAGUGUUAUAGUUAUGUAUAAAAGGUCAGGAUACAUUGAUUUGUUGUAAAUUUACUUUAUUCUCUGUGCAUAAUUGUGAAAUAAGGUAUUCUGCAACUGUAGGAAAAAUACAGAUACAUGAAAAAUACAGACAAAAUACAGACAUUUGCAGUGCUAUCUGUGAGAGAAAACUGAAUAGUAGGUUAUCAUUUGAUGUAUUUCUUGUACAUGUUACAAAUAGCGUUCUUAAGUUCAGUUUAGUGUUAGUUUGUGUUCCACGCCUGUUCCAAAUGCCUUCAUGUUGUGUCUAUUCUAGGCUUAGUUCUUAGCUGUGUAAAAUGAGACAGUUGAGUGUUUAACAGUUAGUUUAUUCUGUUGUACUUUUGUCUGAGCCAGUGGUAAGAUAAAUCAUAGUUAUGCAUAUAUCUGUGUCUUUGUCUCCAGAAAUAUGAUGCAUUAUACUUCUGAUUGUAUUAUUUGAUUACAUUAUUUCAGAAGCUGACAAUGCUCUCUUUUUGUGUUUAUUGAGUGAUCAAGCAAUGUUCCACUACAUAACCUAUAUCUUUAAAUAUUCCUCUGUAACAGAGACUUGCAGGAUCCUCAAAUCAACCCCAUGAAUUCCUCGUCUUAUGGCUAUAAUGUGUCAAGUGGUCUGAGUUAUCGAGACCCUUCAAGCUCAGCUGUGGUCAAAAAUGUGAUUGUUCUAGCUCUUGGCCUUACCAUCAACUAUAUCAAUGGUACCCUGAUUCACACCUUCAGAAAACACCAGAUCUUUUAUGUGAAUCCUCGUUACAUCUUAUUCAUCCACCUGGUGCUGAACGAUAUAAUCCAGCUUACCACAACAAUCAGCCUGUUUGUCUUCAGUUAUAUCUUCUACAAAAUUAAUGCUUCCUUCUGUUGCCUCAUUAUUACAUUUGCUGUUUUCACCACCCUCAACACCCCAUUAAAUUUAGCUGUCAUGGCAGUGGAGUGUUACAUUGCUAUUUGUUUACCACUGCGACAUGCUGAGCUCUGUACAAUCAAAAAGACAAAUAUUCUGAUUGGUUGGAUCUGGGCCAUGAGCGCAGUCUCAACACUGCCGGAUGUGUUUAUUAUUCUUGCAACAGAACCUUUACAGUUAUUCUAUUCCACAAUUUUCUGUGAGAGGGAUAACUUGUUCCAUCACCCCAUAAGUUUGAAAAAGAGGGAUAUCUCCUACAUAAUUUACCUAAUUGGUGUUUGGCUCACUCUCUUCUACACUUACUUUAAGAUUUUCUUUGCUGCUAAAGCAGCUAAAGAAGCUAAAUCAUCUGAUGGAGAUGCAAAGAAGGCCAGGAAUACAAUCCUGCUGCAUGGCUUUCAGCUACUCUUGUGUAUGCUAACCUAUGUAGCCCCUGUGUUGAAAAAGGUUCUAUUGUACUGGUUCCCUAAACAUUAUGUACAUGCACUCUUUGUUUGCUAUAUCAUCAUUCAGAUCCUCCCCAGGUUUAUCAGUCCGAUUGUGUACGGGCUACGAGACAAGACUUUUAGACAGCACUUUAAAAAGUACCUGCUGUGUUCAGUGUGAGCAAGCAUCACACCACGGACUGCAGAGAAGGACCAGAUAACAUAAACUAGAUCUUAAACAAAGCAUUUAAGGUCGUGAAUGCCACUGAGGAAAAAUAGUGUAAUGACUUUUCAGUGAGAAAGUACACUGGAACACAUUAAGCAUAUAACAUUGUAAAUUCCUGGAGUUUGACAAAUUUAGAUUGUGCUCUCCUACUGAGCACUAUAAUCAUAGCAGUAUGAAAAUUCACUGCAUGAUAUAUUAUAUAUAUUAUUCACUGCAUGGUCAAAUGCUUCCAAAUUACUAAAACAUUGUUAUUUUAACAAUUUAAACAUGCACCACAGACUGCAGCCUGUAGCCUGUGGUGCACAAGCUAUCAACUCUAUGUUUAUGUGAUCUAUUCACGUAGUUAGUCUAGCCUCUAGUUAUUCUACAAUGGUAUGGCAUAUGUUAUGUAAAAUGAUAUUUAAGGAUUUAACAAUAAAGUGAAAGAAUAAAAAGUGAUAACAAUAGUAAACUUCAGAGAGAAAAGACUGAAGCAUGCUGAUUGAUGUGCAGCCUUUAAUAUUGAGAACAGACUAAAGUUUCAACACUUUAUCAGUGUUCCAGUCUUUUCUCUCUGAAGUUUGCUGUCCCUUGUCUUAGUUUUGGCUGAAUCUCUUACAUUCAAUCCCACACAGAAAAAUAACAUGUAUUAAUAAGUGCUCUGACAUUUUGUUCACCAAUUUGCAUUAUUGAGUACAUUUGUAAAAAAAAAAAAAAAAAAAAAAAAGAACAGCAAGAAAUGUUUGUUAAUUUCAUUGACAUUUAGUCCAUAACUACAUUGAUACAUUUGACCAACCUCUUGUUUUAUUUUUACUUUCUUGAAUGCCAGGUAGAAAAUUUAAUAGAUAUAAUUGCGUCUUUGUCUAAAAGUUUUACUUACAAAACAGCGUAUAUUUCUUUUGCUCUGUUAUAUCAGUGGUGGAAAGUACUUAAGUACAUUUACACAAGUACUGUACUUAAGUACAGUUUUGAGGUACUUA